Molecule: messenger RNA, 1105 nt
Organism: Hibiscus syriacus
Lineage: Eukaryota; Viridiplantae; Streptophyta; Magnoliopsida; Malvales; Malvaceae
Product: transcription factor MYB60-like
Exons: 3
Coding region: 122-994 (290 amino acids)
Biological process (GO): response to auxin
Source: RefSeq, a predicted model, not a curated record
AUUAAGUAUUUAAGAUGGGAAGUUAAUAAAAGGGGUUACUGACUCAGCAAGGUAGAUCAAAAUUGGUGUACAAAUCCCCUUUUCUAAGGUCAUCUCUUCCUCUAUUUAUACUUCCACUCCCAUGGCAAUGCCACUAUUUGAAAUCCCCAUAGCCAUGGCAAGACCUCCUUGCUGUGAGAAAGUUGGCAUCAAGAAAGGUCCAUGGACCCCUGAGGAAGACAUCAUACUUGUCUCCUACAUCCAAGAACAUGGUCCAGGGAAUUGGAGAUCAGUGCCCACAAAUACUGGGCUGUUGAGAUGUAGCAAAAGUUGCAGGCUUCGAUGGACUAAUUAUCUGAGACCUGGAAUCAAGAGAGGGAACUUCACUCCCCAUGAAGAAAGCAUGAUCAUUCAUUUGCAAGCUUUAUUGGGUAACAAAUGGGCAGCAAUAGCUUCAUACCUACCACAAAGAACAGAUAAUGAUAUAAAGAACUACUGGAACACCCACUUGAAGAAGAAGCUAAAGAAAUUUCAGCCUUCAACUACUGCAACUGAUCAGUUUGCUUCAAGUUCUUCAGCUGCUGCUACUACAUAUGCUUCGAGUACUGAGAAUAUUUCUAGGCUUCUUCAAGGUUGGAUGAGAUCAUCACUAAAGACGACUAAAAACGAUAGCAAUAGCUCUCUAGUCCUCAAAGAAACAACUUCCCAAGAUAAAAAAUGGAAAGCUGAACAAGAAGAUGGUGUUUUGAUCUCCCGUGAAGAGUUGGAGUUCAUUUUAUCGUUUGAGAACAUGAACAAUGUUGCAUGUGGAUCUACGUCAAAGGAUGCUUGUGAUGACGAUCCUCCAAUAUCGUUUCUUGAGAAUAAGAAGAAGAAGCAAAAAGCUGAUCUGAACACUAACAAGAAUAAUAAUAAUCCUCCAUUAUCGUUUCUUGAGAAGUGGCUCUUGGAUGAGAGUUCUGCAGGUCAAGUGGAAGAGAUGAAUCAGAGGAUGGAACUGUCUUCAAUUUUCUAAGUCUUUUCAUUUUAUUUUAAGCUUUGUUAAUGAAGAAGAAGAAGAAGCUAGCAGAGCUGCAGAUUUGUGAAAAUUUAGUAUGGUCCCAAAUGAUCAAAUUCUUCAUCUUCA